Messenger RNA from Zea mays, 3705 nucleotides. RefSeq lists its product as uncharacterized. Lineage: Eukaryota; Viridiplantae; Streptophyta; Magnoliopsida; Poales; Poaceae. The transcript has 5 exons. Bases 557 to 3289 code for a protein of 910 amino acids. The record is from RefSeq and is a predicted model, not a curated record.
UUUAGAUGCUUGUGCCCAGCUAUGCUUGUACGUCUUGGAUCUGAGGCCUCGCUCAAGGAACGAACCAAGUCUGGAGUUUUCUGGUGAUUGGAUAAAACUUUGGCAGCUGCAAGUCUAAUAAUCUGAAGCUAUGGACACACAAAUGUCUGAGUCGACCGUUGGCGCCAGGUUACCGUUGCUCCGUUGGCUCACCGGACAUGUCCGAUGAAUUAUAGCGGAGCGCCCCUUGAAAAUUUCCGGGAGUGAGCUGUUCGAGUGCAGCUCGGCCUGGUGCACCGGACACUGUACGAGAAGGUCUAUUUACGCGGAGAACACGUUUGAUGCAGCUAGAGAAAUACUCUAUCAAGUGGAGUAUGGAUAUAAGCAUGCAAAUGUGUUCUACUUUGAUGGCUGGGAUGGAAUUGGUGCAUCUGCUGCUCUCAAGGAAGCAGCAAAACGCCUAAAAUCUUCAGCAUCAAAGUUUGACAGCGUUCUCCAUUUGGAUUGCUCAUUAUGGAAAAGUAGGAGGGCCCUACAGAAGGCUAUCGCCGAGGAGAUAAAGCUCCCCCAUUCAGUGAUGGCCAUCUUGAGCCAGCAUGACAAGGAGGAUGAUUUCAACGGUGUAGAAGAAGGCGCUAGAAAUGAGGUACGGGAAAUCAUUAAGCAUACCUACACAAAGCUAGCCACCGUCAAAAGAUUAGUUGUGGUCUUCCAUAAUGGAAGUGGUAGCUUCAUUGACCUGAGCGAGUUUGGUAUCCCACUGAACCGAAACUUCAAAGGUGAUGUGUUGUUGUGGACAAUGCAAGGGAGGUUUAGACCCUAUGUUAGCUACACUAUAAAAGAAAAGGAUCCUAAUAUGGUGUACCUUUAUGUGGAUCCUGAUACGGUGCAAUUAGAUGACACUUCAUUAUGGGGCAUUGUGAAUGAGGAAGCUAAGGAGGUUGCUCAGUACACAGGUACCAUUGACCACAUGGCAGUGGUGGCGUGCAUCCUGUACACGUGGAAGCUAAAAGACAUGGGUAACAUAGAUUGGGAUACUCAUGCUUCAAACUACUGGGUUUGUGAUGGCAUUAUACAAGGCAGUAGUAGCUCGGAAGCAUGGGAUUGGAAGGUUGGUGAUGCACUACAGAGAAACAUGCAUUUGGGCUGGAUUAGUAGGUCUUAUAUGGAUUAUUUCUUUUCAUCCUCAGCUAUUGAGAUGCAGAUGCAGCAUUAUUUACCACGACCUCCAGCGAUUUGCUGCACUUCCGAGAUUAUUAGUGUGCCUGCUGAAGCAACAUCCUUUUUUCUACAACCAAAAUAUGGAGAUGAAGAAUCUCAAUUACUUGCUUCUAUGUUCAAACAUUCAGCCAGUAAUCUGCGUGUGCUGCAUCUCUCUGGAUGCACCUUUAGAUUUGCAUCUCCACCAUUCCUCUGUUGCAGCAACCUAAGGUUCCUCCUCCUUCACCGUUGCAAGGACGAUGGCACAAGUAUCACACCAACAGAGGGCAAGGAACUUGACGACCAGAGUGGAGCAUGGAGGGCUUGCUUCGGGAAGCUGCAAGUAAUGGAUUUGAGCUACACCAAAUGGUGGUGGUUGCUGUCACAAAGGAUGAACAUAAUGGCCAACCUCAGAGAGUUGAAUGCAAAGGGAAUCAAGAAUUUGAGCACAAGUCAUCUACGUGGUUGUGGCAGGCUUGUCAAGCUUCGAGUAGAAGACGGCAGCGUUGACGGACAAAGAUUAAUACUUGAGAACUCUGUUGCACUGGAACUAGCCGUCCUCGUUAACCAUGCUAAAGAUGAAGGCGCUACAUACAUCUCCUUUCGUGGUUGUGCUCAGUUGAGGAGUAUAUUGCUGGGAGGAUUAUUUUGUUGCCUCCAUGAGUUGGACCUCUCUUGCACAUCUGUGGAAACCGUCGACUUGCGAGAGGUAGAAGCCCAGAGAUUGAAGCGGCUCAUCCUACUUGGGUGCCAGAAGCUCCGUGCAAUACUAUGGCCACCGAGAUCCUCGUCUAUUCUUGAGACCUUGGAUGUGUUUUGUGUGAGCACCACCCCAUCCACAGCAUCAGGACAGGAAUGGCCACAUCUAUGUAAAUGGGAAGAAAAGAGGAAGGAGGCUACCUCUGCUUCUACUGCAGAAUCAUCAUCCUUGGAUAGAAACUGGUACAUUUGUGUAAGGGAUGCGAGGCUCCUACGGUCGCUAGAUGUCUUUUAUACCUAUGAAAACAAUCGUUGUUCCAUUGGCUGGCCUGCACGUGUGGAGUUCACUACACCACCAGCAUCAGGUGAUCUUGUUGCUGCUCAAGGAGUCAAUAUCUUGCAGCAGUCUAUACAUGUUGUAGAUGUAUAUGCAAGAGAUAUGAUCACCCAUAACCAACUUAUUCAUGAUGAGGAUGCAACUGCGGGUGAUGAGGACGGUGAAGGAGCGAUCCACUGGAUGUGGGAUUGCCCAACGACCCGGACGAUGCAUGGUCAUGGCUUGUAUAUUCACGUACAAGCAGAGGAUGAUGAGCAGGAGGGAGAGUUGAACAUAGGUGGAACAUGGUCUAUGCCCCCUAGAUUUAUAUGCACAAGUGCUGAUGUUAUGCAUGUGCAUGAUUGCCUGUCCAUCACCUCCGGCAUUUCUCUGUCAUACAUUACCUCAUGGGAUCUACUUAAUUGGUGCCGAGUUGAAAGGUGCCCCAUGUUGCGAUCUGUCUUCACUGCCUUUUCUGAAGGAAAAGAAAAUGAUAUUUCUAGUGAUUCAUGGCUGAUAUUUCAAAACCUGACAACAUUCUGGGCAUCACACCUCCCGAUGGCAAAGCACAUCUGGAACUGGAGUCCAAGAGCUUAUCCAUCUGCAUACUCCUUUCAACAGCUCCAGUUCUUGCACCUGGACUACUGCCCGAGGGUCAUCUUCGUGCUCCCCUUGGACUCGAAUAUGUCGCUGCCUCAGCUUGAGACCCUAGAGAUCAUUUGUUGCGGUGAUCUUAGGGAGAUCUUCCGCCCACAGGAUCCCAGGCUCGAGAACCAAGAGGAGGUUGUCAAGCAUUUCCCCAAGCUACGACGCAUCCACCUUCACAACCUCCCGACGCUGCGCAGCAUUUGUGGCCGCAUGAUGUCUUCACCAAUGCUCGAGACUAUCAAUGUCACGGGCUGCCUAGCACUCAGACGUUUGCCGGCAGUCGGCGGCCGUCUCGGGCAGCCACCCACAGUGGUGUGCGAGAAGGACUGGUGGAACGCCCUCGAGUGGGAUGGGUUGGAGGCCAAGCACCACCCUUCCCUCUUCCGCCCCAAGCACUCAUGCCACUACAGGAAGCCCAAGCUUCUUAGAGGCAGCGUCCUCAGGUAAUCAACAACAGCUGCCAUUGGAGGCGGAUGGAUCCCUCCACUCCAUAUAUAUGUUGCGGGUUGCACAGUGUCGACGUCCAUUCCUGACAGCAGUCGAUGAAAUAAGACUCCUAUUAAUUAUUGGUAUCUCCCUCUUCAAGUCGUGGUGUGUGGUUGGUUCCCUCCGCUUCAACUACGUUGUUCUUCUGCCUUUCUCUGCAUCCACAUCACCACCACCAGUUUAUUGUCUACGCUUGUGUGUGUUGUUUCAUCGCUGAGCAACAUUAAAUAUGUGUUUUAUGUGUUGUGUUUAUCUAUUUGGUACCCUGGUUGCUAUAUAAUUAUGUGUGUUUUAUAUGUUGUAUUUAUCUAUUUGGUACCCUGGUUGCUAUAUAAUUAUGUGUGUUUUAUGUGAUGUAUCUAUUUAUCUAUUUGGUA